UUGUACCAGCACAAUAUAUUGCAUUUAUCAGAAAAAAGGCAACAUUCUUAACCUCUACGCCAACACUCCAUUCUUAAAAUUCACCUAUUAUGUACAUAAUCAACAAUCAACAUAGAAGAACACUCAUCAAUCAACACAUACAUAAACCAUGCACUCCAGAAUAACUGCACUUCUCUGGCUUUCAGCUAUUGGAAUUGCUCUUCUAUCCACCAUACAUACCAGUAACAUGUACAUACUAAGUACUAAAAUCUCUAAUUUCAAGCUCACAUUACUCGAGAUCGGCUUUAAGCCAUAUGAUUUCAUUAGCUAUAUCUUUUUACCCUUAGCUCCACCGCUUGCAUGUGAUGAAACCAAAUGGAAGUCUAGGCUGAUUUCAGAAUACGACGUUAAGCUCGUCUUGACAGUGGACUUAAAGGGAAGUUGCGCGAAUUUCAGCAGCAUACAGGAGGCUGUGGAUGUGGCUCCUGAUUUUAGCAACACAAGGACACUCAUCUUAGUCGGUUCAGGCACAUACAGUGAGAAAGUUUUGGUGAAUUCGAGCAAGAUAAAUCUGAUGAUCCAGGGACAGGGGUACCUUAACACCGCCAUUAUUUGGAACGAUACUGCAAAUUCCACAGGAGGUACUGCAAGCAGCUCAUCGGUUUCAGUCUAUGCAGAUAACUUCAUUGCUUACAAUAUCAGCUUUAAGAAGAAUACAGCUCCUCCACCAAAUCCAGGUGAAGUUGGAGCACAGGCAGUGGCACUUAGAAUUGAAGGAGAUCAAGCAGCAUUUUACGGCUGUGGAUUCUAUGGAGCACAGGACACCCUUAAUGAUGAUCGGGGCAGGCAUUACUUUAAAGAAUGUUUCAUUCAGGGAUCUAUAGAUUUCAUUUUUGGAAAUGCUAGAUCUCUUUAUGUGGAUUGCACUAUAAAUUCGAUUGCAAAAGAAGUGGAUGGUGGAACAAGUGGAUCGAUAACAGCACAAGCAAGGAACUCAGAGAAUGAAAACACAGGCUUCUCUUUUGUGGAUUGCACUAUUAGUGGGAGCGGAAGUGUUUGGCUUGGGCGAGCUUGGGGGAGAUAUGCAACCGUAGUGUUUGCUAGAACAUACAUGUCUUCAGUUGUCUCUCCUGAUGGAUGGAACGAUUGGCGAGAUCCCUCUAAAGAUCAGACUGUGAUGUUUGGGGAGUACGAGUGCCUUGGACCAGGAGCAGAUUCAGCAGCACGGGUGUCGUAUGGAAAGCAAAUGAAGCAAUCUGAAGCAGCUAAUUACAUGGACUUGUCAUACAUUGAUGGUGAAAAAUGGCUUCUGUCUCCCAAAAUGUUCUUAUGGACUUCUAUGUAAUUCAAGAAACAGAUCAUCCUUUUUAUAAGUAUAAAUUCACAAAGGAGUACUAAUUGUCAUA
This is a messenger RNA of Daucus carota subsp. sativus, 1385 nucleotides long. RefSeq names its product probable pectinesterase 15. The record is from RefSeq and is a predicted model, not a curated record. Lineage: Eukaryota; Viridiplantae; Streptophyta; Magnoliopsida; Apiales; Apiaceae. Gene Ontology annotation, molecular function: pectinesterase activity. Gene Ontology annotation, biological process: cell wall modification; pectin catabolic process. The coding region runs from base 149 to 1324 and encodes 391 amino acids. The transcript is spliced from 5 exons.